UCCUCCGUGGUCUUGGUCUUGGUUGGUCUCUGUUCGAUUCGACGACGUCGUCGUGUCAGCUUAGCUUCGCGAAAGCCAUUGCCAUAGUCAGCCAACAGGAGGCCAACGAGAAGAAGUAGUUGCGUUAAAAAAAAUCUUUCACGCGAGAAACAGUGGAACUUCCUGGACAUAUUCGGAUAACGAUAGUGGCCUUCCGCGAGGACACCAAGUGCGGGUGACAGAAACGAAACAUUAGUCGGAAUACGGAAGCAAUAUUGGCGAGUGAAUCGUGGCCGUUGUUUUUCGAGAAGGUGGAUUUUUCUGCGAAAUAUGUGAGCCACAUCUUGUGCAGAGGAAGAUUUGGUGGAAUCGAUUCCGAAAGUAUUGUCGUCGUGGACGGUUGUGUACCUCCGUGCGGUGGAAAUCGAGUGCCCAGUGAACCAGCAAACCAAUUUACAUUAAUCCGUGAAGAAAUUCGAGUGGAAUAAACAGGUUGAACCGUGCGAUUUACGUGGGUUACCCAAUGGUGGCAGUAAUGGAACGCAGGCGGCCGUGAUUUUCGCUGUCGACAUUUUGACAUCCAUACAUUCUCGCUUUGUGGAGGCCUGCUGCUGUGUAAAUAUGUCUGGAAAAAAAGUGACACCAGUGAAGAUGGCAGGCAUUUGUCCGUUGCGGCCAGUACAACAGUAAUCGAAGGAAGCACGGUCAGCUUCGGGCAAAGGAAAAAGCAAUCCCGGGGUAUUCCACGAUCGUUGGUCGAGCGCGUAGGCGAGUCUCGGCGUUUAAGUGAGUGUGUUUGUAGGAGUGUGUGCGAGUGUUUGUGCGCGCGCGGGGUGUGUUGUUUUGAGCGAGCAGCAGUUCUGAUACCCGACGUCGACGCGACGACGAUAUCCGUAUCAAGUUUUGUGUGCAGUCUACAGUGAGCUCCGGUAUCCAGUUCCGACGCAACCCCCGGCAACGGAUGGCUUUUUUUUCGGCACUUGGGUGCUAGUGAUGAUGAUGAUUAUGAUGUUGAUGAUGAUGUGAAAGCAGCAUUCACAACAGCACCAGUUAGUGUGUGCAACCGGCUAGUGCUGAUUAUCACUGUUUCUGGGUGAUGUUUUGUAGUUUUUUGUUCUGUUCAUGUUGGAUUUGUGCCAGUGCUGACGAAAAGAAGAAUAUGAUACAACAGAAGCUAGAAUUAACCGAGUAGUUGAUCCGCAGAUAAGAAGUUAUUGUUGGAAUAGAAGUGUGCUGAAGUGUGUCCGGGUAGAAAAUAUAAAUACAUGCACGGUUUGGUUGGGAAGAACAUAGCGUGAAAAAAAAAUUUAUUGUAAUCGAAAUCAAAAUCAACAACACAAUCGUAUAACAAGAGAAAGCGCAACCCAGCAGGUAUGUAAUGUAAGGGUUAGUGUAUGUAUGUGUAGAGGCUGAAAAGUGGAAAGAGAGCAAUAACAGAAGCCGAAAGGAUCUGAGCCCCGUGGUGUCGAGUGAUCCGUCGCGUCAGGGGGGAAACGGAACGGGGAACCCCACAUUAAUCUCGGCUCGAUCGCGGGAAAUAUGUGAAAAAUGCCAAUUUAACCCAAAUAGUUAAUGGUUGUUGUCGUCGUGUAGCAGCAAACGUGAAUGCACAAAUAAUAAAUCUGCUGCAAAAGUUGACCGAGUGCAAGAAAAGAAAAAAAAGACAUUCCGAAUGCUAAAUCGCUUCGAAGCGGGAUGCCGACGUGGUUGGGACCGUCGUAACCCGAAGGAGAUCUGAUGCUGCACGUGGCCGUCGAAGGUCGAAUCAGUGCCCAGAAUGAUUGGAACCGUUUCGGUCAAUCGGCUUGUAACAACUGAAACUGACACAUCACUGACAACCGUGUCUGGUCCACCAGAAGUUAGCGAUAACAUAUUGGAGCAACCGCCGCUGUCCGGCUGCCGGCAACAGAAACGAAAACAACAACAACGACCACAGCAACAACAACAACAGCAACAGCAACAAUGCAGUCCCAGGACGCGAUAGGCGAUUGCUCUCGUUACAUCUUGCAGGUGUACGUAGGAGCACUUUCUCUCCACUAUGAAGCGCUUAGCGUGGAGGCCUCGAAGCAAACCACGGCAGAGGAAAUCGUUUCCUGCAUUGUCGAGCGGUUAGGAUUGACGGGCAACAACUAUGAACUGGCCGAGGUGGCCGGUGAGUGUAAGGAACGACGACUCUCGUCCCACGAGAAACCCGUCUCCGUGAUGCUGCUGUGGCCGAUGCAUUCGGAGAAAGAUUUUCAUAGGUUUUAUUUGCGCGAAAGACAAAGCGAUGUUCCUUGGCUAGAUAAUUACGGACUGGAUCCACAGAUACUAAGAGACUUUAUACCAUUUUUAUGUCAGAAAGACAAUAGAGAAUAUCCUGAUUUGUGCCAAUUGCCAGACCUCAAUGAAUCGACACUACUGGAGAACCUGCGCCAGCGCUUCGAUGCCGGUCAUAUCUACACAUACGUCGGGAGUAUCCUGAUAGCUGUCAACCCGUUCAAGUUCCAUCCGAUCUACAAUCCCAAGUAUGUGCGGUUGUACCAGAAUCAGCGAAUCGGCCCGAUUCUACCGCCGCAUAUCUUUGCGAUUGCCGAUAAUGCGUACUACAAUAUGCUGAAGGAGAAACGGAAUCAGUGCAUCGUAAUCAGCGGCGAGAGCGGUUCCGGUAAAACCGAAAGCACCAACUUUCUGCUGCACCAUCUGACGGCACUGUCCCAGAAGGGAGCCCACGGUUCGGGUGUGGAACAAACGAUCCUGAGUGCCGGUCCCGUGCUGGAAGCAUUCGGCAAUGCCAAAACGGCACACAACAACAACAGCAGUCGCUUCGGAAAGUUUAUUCAGGUGAACUACCGGGAGAAUGGGAUGGUUCAGGGUGCGGUAGUGCAAAAAUAUUUACUGGAAAAGAGCCGAAUAGUGUCCCAGGGUUACUACGAAAGAAACUACCAUGUGUUUUACUAUCUGCUAUCGGGGGCGACGGAACAGGAACGGAUCGCUUUGCAUCUGCUUCCGGCGGAUAAGUAUCACUACCUGAACGCAAAAAAUCUUACGCUGGAGAACUGCGAUGAAAAGUAUGAAUUUUCUCGCUUAAAGCAAAGCAUGGAAAUGGUGGGCUUUUCGGCAGAAAAACAGAGACGUUUGUUUGCUGUUCUGUCGGCUGUUCUGUUACUGGGAAACGUGGAAUUCUUCCCGAAGAAAUCCACUUACCACCACGAUGAAAGUGUUCAGGUUCGAAACCCGGAGGUCGUCGGACUGAUAUCGGAAUUGUUGCGGGUGAAGCAGGAAACGCUACUGUCGGCACUGACCUCGAAACGGGUGAAGGCCAGCGGGGAAACGUUGAUCAUGCAGUACAAGCUCCCGGAGGCGAUCGCCGCCCGGGAUGCCCUGGCGAAGUGUCUGUACGGGGCACUGUUCGAUUGGAUUGUUCUGCAGGUGAACCACGCACUGCUAAACAAGGACCAGACGAUGCACACCGGCCAUUCAAUCGGGGUGCUCGACAUUUUUGGAUUCGAAGAUUUUGGACUGCAGAAUAGCUUCGAGCAGUUGUGCAUCAACUACGCCAAUGAGCAUUUACAGUAUUAUUUCAAUUUGCACGUGUUCAAAUAUGAGCAAAAGGAGUAUAAGCGGGAAGGUAUCAAGUGGACUGAUAUUGAAUUUUUGGAUAACUCAGGAUGUCUUCAACUGUUCGAGUCAAAACCGUCGGGUUUGCUUUGCAUUUUGGAUGAUUUAUGCAACUUUCCCGGAGCUACCAACGAAACGUUACUGCAAAAAUUCAACAGUGUCCAUAAAGAUAAUCAGUUCUACGAGAAACCCCAACGAAAGGAAAAUGCAUUUAUCAUCAAACAUUACGCGGGAAAAGUCAAAUAUCAGGUGGCCGAAAUGCGCGAGAAGAAUCUCGACUUGAUGCGGCAGGAUAUUGUCAGUGUGCUGAAAAACUCGAGCAUGGCGUUCGUACGGGAGCUGGUCGGUGCCGAUCCGGUUGCCGUGUUCCGGUGGGCCAUUCUGCGUGCAUUUUUUCGUGGCUACUUUGCAUUUAGGUCGGCCGGCAUCAAACACCGCAAGGAACGGGCCGAUCAGUCCUACAACAAGCUCUCCACCAAGAGUCGCUACCGUGCUCCGAACGAGAGCAUCGUAAGCCAUCUAGUGACGGUUUCAUCGGUGAACUUAACUAUUAACCGAAUCGCUAAGCGAAUCAGUAAUGCCAUGCACGAUAUUACCUCAAAUGUAACGAACAACAGCCAUAGUGGAAGUGCCAGUGGGGUCAGCUACCGACAGUCGCUGGGCUCCGGGAUGACCUCAACCUCAACGCUCAACAACAAUUUCGGUGUGACCGGUGGUGGCAAUAAUGGCGGUGCACCCCGGCGAUCCUGGUCCAGUUACGCCUUUAGUAAUAAAAAUUUCCCGGACGGUAAGCUCAGCUACGAGUGCCAACAGCAGCAACAGCACCAGCACCACCAACAUCAAGGUUCCGGUUCCCUGUCCUCUGUACAUAGUAAUAGUGGUAAGCAACAGACGGGGAACGUGACCGGGGGCGGCAAGAUGGGCUACAACUCAUCGCUGGCCGCGCGGAAUCGAUUCGAACGCUCGACGCAAGACGUGAUGGCACGCGCUUCGCAAAUUGUGAUGAAGAACAAAUCUUUUCGACCUCGUGAGCGUCCGAAGAAGGGCCUGAAAAACCUCCAAUCGGUGAAGACCCUUUCCGCCGGACAGAAUCUCAGCAACAACCAGACCGCAGUGAAAACUCGCAAACAACCACUAACGGUGACAGCCCAGUUUCAGAUCUCGUUGAUAGCGCUGAUGGAAACGCUGAACCAGGCGAAUCCAUUCUUCAUUCGGUGCAUCAAGUCAAACCCGAAUAAAGUACCGAACCAAUUCGAUGAUGCCACCAUCACUAGGCAGCUCCGUUAUACGGGAAUGUUGGAAACGGUACGAAUUCGCCGGGCGGGAUACAAUGUGCGGCUCACGUACGAAGAAUUUAUCCAGCUGUACCGGAUCCUGCUGCCGAAGGGGUUGGUCAGUUCGCAGAAGGACGUACGCGACUUCAUGAACACGAUGGACCUGAACAAGCAGCACUACCAGCUCGGGCUGACCAAGAUCUACAUGCGGGAGUCGCAGAAGAUGCGGCUCGACAUCUGUUUGCACACGCGUAUCAUCGACAGUAUCAUCACGAUUCAGCGCUGGUUUCGGUCGAUCCUGCAGCGCAAAAAGUACUGCCAGUAUCGUUCGGCGGCCUGCACGAUCCAGUCGUACUGGCGGUUGUACCUGAAGGCCAAAUUUCUGAAAAAACUUCGAACGGAGGCGGCCACCAUCAUACAGAGCGCCUGGCGGGGCUACACGGUGCGCAGCUGGUACAACAAGCUGAAGAGUGGCGUUCUGGUGAUACAGGCCCGAAUUCGGGGCAAUCAGGCCCGGGAGCGAUACAAUUUGAGUAAGAAACUACAACGUGCCAAAUUGCGCUCUACCCAAAGCCUUCCCGCAUCUGAACGGCCCCUCGAGAGCUCCUUCGAUACACCGGAGAUUCUCCAACUGAGGGUUGUCGGUGUCAGUAAAAAGCAACCAACCUCUACGGCUGGCAUCAGUUUCGAGUCAGCCAUCGAUAUAGUCAACAAAAAUCAAGCCCUGUUCAGCGAUAACAGUCUGAGCAGUGCGGAUUUCAUUGACGAUGACGAUGAUGACGACGACGAAGACGAUGAUGACUGUUACGAGGAUAUGGGUCUGGUAGAUGAACCAAGUUAUGGGGCGUCAUCGGCGUUAAGACGCGAACUGCUGCUCGAGAAGAACACCAGCAGCGGUAGUGCGGAUAGUGGUCUGCUGGAUGGAUACAGUGGCACUCAGCAGCAUGUGAAAAUGCCACUCAAUCGGCAGGACGACGUGUUGGAUCGACCAAUACGGAAAUACGAAAUCGAAAGAGCGAGCAAGAGCACAUUUGACGAUGCCGAAUUGGCUAAAUACCGAUUAAGUUCGCGGAGCGCCAGUGGGAAAUUGCCGGUGCGACGCGUCGAUUCCGGUCCGUCGCCGGGCAAUCGCUUGCGGUAUGAAGGAUACAACAGUGGCAACGCCGGCCUCAGUAGUGGAAUGAUUCGAAAUCAAAACCACAGCAAUAAUAGUUUUAGUUCCAGUAACGUUGAAAUCGUUCUUGUACAUACCGGUUUAGAUAGUCUCUCUUCUUCAGUGGCCAAUUCCGGAAUUGCCAAUAGCGGUCUCGGUAGCAGUAGCGCUAGCAGCUCACUCAACCCUGCUAUCGCAUCUGACCAACCGCAGAAACAUCCUCUUCAGCGGAAUCUCAACCGUAACUCGAUAAGCCAAACGCAAACGCAACAACAAUCCAGUACCACCACUCUCAGUCGCCGGGAGCUGCUAUGUCGCAGUCAAGGGGACGAAAUCAACUCCAACUAUCACCUGCAACAUCUUCAGUCAUCGCCACUGACGUCGUCAAUGUCGUCCGCUAACUACCAGAACGUCCAGUACACUUCGACCCCAACGACUGCCUACCAUCAGCAGCAGCAGCAACAUCAGCAACAGCAACAACAUCAGCAACAGCAACAACCGCAUAGCUAUAACAAUAACAACAAUAACACAUUAAAACACACCAGCACUUCCAGUUCCAACAGCAUGAGUGGCAGUUCCAAUAGUCUGUACAACUACGUUACUCAGCAGCAACCACAACAACAGCAAUAUAUCCCACCUAGUAGCGUUGCCGGUUCGCAGAGUAACCAGUCUCUGUUACAGCGAGGAUUGAGCAACUAUCCGGACGAUUUCGUCCAAAACUACUACAACACUACGACACCGAAGGGCAAAGCGGCAGCCCUGCUCGGUACCAAGUCGGAAGACUCCAAAUACCCCAGUAAGGAUAUCGAUUUGACGCUAUCGAGUGCGACGGUGACCCCCUCCGGACCGGUCGCUCCCAGUAAAUCGCGUCGCAUUAAAACGAAUCUCAGUGAUGACUUUUCCGGAGCAAUAACCAGUGGAAACGGGAAUUCGGGUCAGACGGCACUGAGCCGGCGGGGUGCCAUCAGUGGUGCGGACACACUGAAACGACGGAACUCCGAUCCGACCAACAAGAUUCCGUUGCUGGAAGUGAACCGGGGAAAUGACAUGUACCAGUCCAGUACGCGGAUAAACAUUGCCGGGCAUCAGUUCCGGAAGGUGCAGCGAAUCAACAAGGCGGAGAAGUGUGCCAGCUGUCAGGAAAGCGAUUCGUUCGUGAACGAGGGCUAUCGAUGUCUCGACUGUAAGGUGCUGGUGCACACCAAAUGUAUUCAGAAUGGUGGGAUCAAAUCGUUGCAGUGUGCGGCCAAGCGGUCCAAACGGAUACGAACGGGUAAGCACGACAAGCAUGCUCCGAUCGGUAUGGGAAGUACCAGCACUCCCAAUUCGAAAUUUUCCGCCACGAGAGAAUACACCGAUUCGACGGAUAAGAUUAUAAGUGAUGCCAAAGAGCUGCAGUUGAUGCAGGACUUCAUCACGCAGAAGAUCUGCAAGAUGGAAAGCGUUUGCGGAAAACCGUCCGAGGUGGAUCGGGUUUUCAAGCAAGCCCUGAGGGAAUUCAAGGACAAUCUGGUGGCCCAGUACAGUGUAGCGCACAAGCAAAACUCCGAUCUGCUGAACAUCAAAUAUCGGGAUCUGAUCGCCAACUUCGAGCAGGUCAUUGAAACAACGUCGGGCAAGAAAAACGAUUUCCCGCUGACGAUGGGAGUGAAUGCGUUCCGUGGUUUCAUGAACGAGUUUAUGAAUUCCCGUGAAACCGAAAAACCGAAGACAAAGCGGAAAAAAGACAAGAAACGGAAACACGACGAGCACACCACGUACAACGGUCACACAUUCCAACUGACAAUCAUCAACAUCGCGACGGCUUGCGAAAUCUGCCAACAGUUUCUCCUUUGGCCAAUCGAACGUGGAUUGGUCUGCCAAAACUGUCGACUGACGUGCCACAAGCGAUGCUACCUGAAGUCGGCCGGGUGCAGCAAGAUUGCGAACUCCGGUCCGCUGGUUCAGGGUAUGACCGGCGUCGGUGGUGCCGGAGUGGUCGGUAGUGGAGCCAUGUGUGAUGCCAGCGGACAACCGACGAAGCUGUUCGGUGUGCCACUGACUGCACUGUGUGCCGGCAGUGAUGGUAUUAAGAUUCCGGCCCAGAUUUACAGUCUGAUCAUGAUGAUUGAAAUGCACGGACUGUACUCGGAGGGUAUCUACCGGAAGAGUGGUGUGAGUUCCAAGAUUAAGGAAUUGAAGGUCAAGAUGGACCGAGGGAUGGGCAGUUCCGACGAAAUGGACUACGAAAGCUAUAAUGUGCAUGUGUUGACGAAUGUUUUGAAAUCGUUCCUGAGGGAGAUGCCGGAACCGCUGCUGACGUUCGAUAGGUACGAUGAUUUCCUAAGGGCAGCCGAUCUAUCCGAUGGGAAUGAUCGUGUACAGACGCUGAUGUCUCUGAUAAAGAAGAUUCCACCGGCGCAUCAUUGUCUGCUCGAGAGAUUGAUUUUCCACCUGGCACUGGUGGCCAAGCUGGAACAGUACAACCGAAUGUCGGCCAGUUCGUUGGCAAUCGUUUUUGCACCCUGUGUGCUACGAACGAAUCGAUACGUUCCCGCGCAGGACAGUUUGAACGAUAUCGGUCGACAGACCAAGUGCAUGGAGACUCUAAUAACGCAGAAGAUGCUGAACGUGAAAAGUACUUUAGCGGACAUUGAUACACUGGACACGGCGGCACACACGGCUACAACGAGAUUAAGCACACUGCGAAGCAGUAAGGUGUUCACCCAGGAAGAAAUGGCUGCUAAUUCCAGAAGCGGUGUAGCGAGUUUAGAAACGGAGACCGAAGAAAUGCUGCUAGAGGGUCACAUUCAGGAGAUCAAGAAGGAGAAAGCUCUUCUUACCUCUACUUUACCGAGUCUUGCUCGAGCAAGCUCGGACGAUGAUCUGCUAUCGACGGAUCUUGAUGGCGAGGGUGGCAGUUUGGACGAUUUGAGUAGCAGUAAAGACCGAGAUAUGGAGAGUAGCUACAACAACGUGAUAAGUGAUAGCGGUAUUUCGAUUCGCUACCAGCCACCGUCAGAUCACGGUAGCAGUAAUGUUAGUCUUAACAAUGACGUACCAAUGGCUGUGAGCUAUAAUCUACGAGAUCAAAGCAUCGACUAUUUCCAUAAGGUAGGCAAAACGAAAUCUCAGUCCCACCAGACGCUGCUGGAUCGGGAAGCAUUCCUGAAAAGCGGCUCGCUGAGUGGCUCCGCAACGACUCCUCAGUCACCUACGGCUACCAUCACCGCUUCAUCUUCGUCCCCAUCGUCCUCCUCGGCACCGUCGAUGAUCAAAUCUCAGAACGGCAGCACCAGCAGUGUUAGCAACAACAGCACUUCGAGCAAACGUUCCGACAGUCAACAGUUGAAUCUCAGCCAUUCGAUGGUCACCCUUUCGACCGGUGUUAGUGGUGGUGCAAUCGGAAACACCUCCUCGUCAUCUACGUCGGAUCUUCAGCGGCAGAAGCCCAUCAUUAUGCGUAGCAUAUCCGGCGGUUACGAAUCUGCGUCCGCCAUUAGUAGUGGCGCCGGAGGAAACAAUCCUCAGAAAAUUCUGAUUCAACAGUCUGCCUCGAUUCCAAUUUCUUCGUCGUCCUGUUCGUCAUCGUUGGGUAACGUCAACAGCACUGGUGGUAGUGCGACGAAAGACAGCAAGGAUCCGAAAAUGAGUCGACGAAUAUCCGGCAGUCGACGGCAGAACAGCAGCGGCGGACCUCCUCCACCGCCUUCAUCAGGAGCAGGUGCGGGCGGAGCCGCGCCUGGCAGUGGCGGCGAUGAUGAACCAAUAAUGGUUUAAAUCUCGCGUGAGACUAGUUCAGUUAUAUUGUUUAUUUUCUUUUGUUUUUUUUUCGUUCGAAUUAAAUUGUGUUUUCUUCAAACAGAAAGAAAGCGAUUCUGUUGAUAGUUAGGAAAAAUGUUAAACGAACAAAAUACCCCUCUUUUUUCUCAAUGCAAAACAAAAAAAAACAACCUAAUUGUUGAAGGCAAACCAGACGAGAGAGAAAUAAGUCGCAUUCAGUUUUUAUGUGUAAUAGAAUUAUAAUGAUUUACUACUAAUAAUAAUCUUAUUUAUAACGCAAAUCGCAGAAAAAAAGAACUUGUAACAUUUAAAAAGUGAUCAUAUAUAGAGCAAAAACAAAGCUAAGCGUGAGUGGAGGUGGUGUAACUGCGGCGGUGUUCAAACGUUAACUUGCGUGCGCGCUUGGUUUGUUGUGUAUGUGUGCGUAUGUAUGUAUACGAACGGAUGUGACAAUGUAAAAUGUAGGUCAAAUAUAUAUAUAUGUUAAAAAAAACUCAUUACUCUUAUAAAAUGAAACAACAAGAAUGAUAACAUACAAGCGCAUAUAAAUUCACAUAUUUAGAUAGUGCAGAAGGAAUCAUUAUAACAAAAAUUCAAGGAAAACUAUAUAUAUAUAUAUAUGAUAAUCACGCUACUCGAACGAAUGAUUAAGCAAGAAAAAUAUUUGAAAACGAAUUUAAAGUUUAGAUAAA
Molecule: messenger RNA, 10460 nt
Organism: Malaya genurostris
Lineage: Eukaryota; Metazoa; Arthropoda; Insecta; Diptera; Culicidae
Product: unconventional myosin-IXAb-like
Exons: 19
Coding region: 1942-9765 (2607 amino acids)
Biological process (GO): intracellular signal transduction
Cellular component (GO): myosin complex
Molecular function (GO): protein binding; microfilament motor activity; ATP binding
Source: RefSeq, a predicted model, not a curated record